Molecule: messenger RNA, 1928 nt
Organism: Punica granatum (pomegranate)
Lineage: Eukaryota; Viridiplantae; Streptophyta; Magnoliopsida; Myrtales; Lythraceae
Source: RefSeq, a predicted model, not a curated record
GGGAGGUGGGAUGCGAAGAAGAAACCUGCUCCGGUGACGACGGACGCCCCCCCCCCCCCUCCGGUGAAACAUGCCGUUUCGACCGCAGAAGACGAGCCCUAACCCUAACCCCAGCCCCGCCCCCAGCCCCAACAAGAGGAGGACAACUAGCUGGUCGGACCUGUGGGUGAAGAGCCCCAAAUCCCUGAACCAGGUCCUCUUCACUAUGCAGCUUCAGUCCCUCCCCAAAGACCCCAAAUCUCAAACCCUAGCCCCCAAUUUCUCCAACGUCGACCGCACCCUCCUCCUUCCCGACGACACCCUCCUCAGGAUCCUCUCCAAGCUCCCCGACUCCCAGCGCCUCUCCAACUCCCUCGUCUGCAAGCGCUGGCUCAGUCUCCAGGGCCGCCUCUUCAGCUCCCUCAAAGUCCUCGACUGGGGCUUCAUCGAGUCCGGCCGAUUGAUCGAACGGUUCCCCAACCUCACCCACGUCGAUUUGAGCCGCGCCUGCAUCAUCUCCCCGCAGAACUCUAGCAUUCUGCUGCACCAUGGGAACAUAUCCAUGCACCUGAGUACCGGCUUCUCUCCAAUCUGUCGCAUCCUCGAUGAGAACUUGUUGUCUGUCGAUGUUGUUGACAGGGGGCUCAGGUUGCUCGCUGGUGGCUGCCCGAAUCUCUGUAAGCUCGUUGUGAUCGGGGCAAGCGAGAUGGGGCUGAUGAGUGUCGCCGAGGAGUGCUUGACCCUGCAGGAAUUGGAGCUUCACAGGUGUAAUGAUAACGUUCUCAGAGGCAUUGCGGGCUGCAGGAACCUGCAAAUCUUGAAAUUGGUUGGGUGUGUGGAGGGCUUGUAUUCAGAACUAGUAUCUGAUAUCGGACUUACGAUACUGGCGCAGGGCUGUAAGAGGCUAGUCAGGCUCGAGCUCAGUGGGUGUGAGGGCAGCUUUGAUGGGAUUAAAGCCAUCGGGCAGUGCUGCCAGAUGCUGGAGGAGUUGACCCUCUGCGAUCACAGGAUGGACGGCGGAUGGUUAGCCGGGCUGUCCUAUUGCGAGAAUUUGAAAACUCUGAAGCUUCAGGCUUGUCGAGCCAUCGACUCCAACCCAGGGCCUGAUGAGUACCUGGGUUCUUGUCCGGCGCUCGAGAGCCUGCAUUUGGAGAAGUGUCAGUUACGGGAUAAACAGAGUGUAAGAGCGAUGUUCUUGGUCUGCCAGGCCGUGAAGGAUGUUGUGAUUCAAGAUUGUUGGGGUUUGGAGGAUGAGAUCUUCAGCUUGGCGAUUUUCUGCAGGCGGGUGAGGUUUGUUUCGUUGGAAGGAUGCUCGUUGCUCACGACUCAAGGUCUCGAGUCGGUCGUUAUAUCAUGGAAGGAGCUCCAGAGUCUCCGGGUGAUGUCAUGUAAGAGCAUAAAGGACAGUGAGAUCUCUCCUGAUCUCGCAACUCUGUUUUCGGUUCUUAAAGAUCUGAAGUGGAGACCGGACACAAAAUCCCUUCUUGCUGCAAGUCUGGCAGGAACUGGGAUGGGAAGGAAGGGUGGAAGGUUCUUCAAGAGGACGUGAAAGCUCGAGUUGCUGAUAGAUAUGCAGGAUCGGAAGCUGACCUUAUUGGGACAAUUACCAACACUGUAAAGACUGAAAUAAUUCUCAUCAGCCGUCAUAGCCUUCGAACGAAUUUCGCCUGACGUCUUGGGGAAAAGCUAGGGUUCCAUGCAAGUGAAAGUUCUGCCAAAUUUUCGAGUGGAAAGCUCUCCGGAUAAUGUUUCUGAUUCCAGCGAUCGACUGUACUGCUUAAGUUUAGUUCGCAACAAUUGACUGCUGAAAAAAACCCGGGCUGCAUACGCCGAGGUUUUAUUGCCAUGUAUCAAUCUAGAAAUCAAGCGUAGGUAUGUAUAAGUAUUUGGAGGCAAUUUACUCUUCAGGUUCCUGUAAAAGUUGCUUCAGUCGGACAUGUUUAGAUUCA